UCGAUUGUGAGGAGCCAAGCAUCCUCCCUCCCCUCUGAUUGAAUUCCUUGUAAGUAAGGCUCACUCGCUCUCUGAGGAUCAGACCUCACUGAUGACUGGGAAGCAAAGAGUACCCAGGAAAGCACUUUUACCACGGACUCCACCUCAGGAGCAUCAGGAACUCAUCUUCUAAAUAAAAUCUGUGCCCCUUCUGUGCAGACCCCGAUGUCUGCUGCAAUGGAUACAGAAUCGACAUAUUCGGGAUACUCCCACUACUCAGGUCACUCCAAAAAAGCCCACAGACAAGGGAGUCGGGACAGGCACAAAUCGCCACGAAGCAAAGAUGGCAGUCGGUCUGAGAAGUCCGUCACUAUCCAGACACCUCCUGCGGAGCCGCUGCUUGGGAACGAUGCCUCUCGGGCAGAGGAGGGCCAGGAUGACAACUGGGGUGAGACCACAACAGCAAUCACAGGCACCUCUGAGCACAGUAUUUCCCAGGAGGACAUUGCCCGGAUCAGUAAGGAUCUGGAGGACAGCGUUGGGUUGGACUGCAAACGUUACCUGGGCUUAACAGUGGCAGCUGUUCUCGGACUUCUUGUCUUCCUUACCCCCAUCGCCUUCAUUCUGUUACCCCAGAUCUUGUGGCGGGAUCAUCUGGAGCCGUGUGGUACUGUCUGUGAGGGACUGUUCAUCUCUGUGGCAUUUAAACUCCUCAUUCUUCUGAUUGGGACCUGGGCUCUGUUUUUCCGCCAGCCCAAGGCAGAUAUACCAAGGGUGUUUGUGUUUCGAGCCCUUCUGUUGGUCCUCAUAUUCCUGUUUGUGUUUUCCUACUGGCUCUUUUACGGCGUUCGCAUCUUGGACUCGAAGGACACCAACUACCAAGGAAUAGUGCAGUAUGCCGUGUCUCUGGUGGAUGCCCUACUCUUCAUUCACUACCUGGCCAUUGUGCUGCUGGAACUGCGGCAGCUGCAGCCCAUGUUCACUGUCAAGGUAGUUCGGUCAACGGAUGGAGAGUCGCGAUACUACAGCUUGGGGCACUUGAG
This is a messenger RNA of Cariama cristata (Red-legged seriema), 1022 nucleotides long. RefSeq names its product vang-like protein 1. Gene Ontology annotation, biological process: multicellular organism development. Gene Ontology annotation, cellular component: plasma membrane. The transcript is spliced from 3 exons. NCBI's taxonomy places the organism in Eukaryota, Metazoa, Chordata, Aves, Cariamiformes, Cariamidae. The record is from RefSeq and is a predicted model, not a curated record. The annotation marks the transcript as partial.